Iphiclides podalirius (scarce swallowtail) is the source of this 2346-nucleotide messenger RNA. Lineage: Eukaryota; Metazoa; Arthropoda; Insecta; Lepidoptera; Papilionidae. The record is from the annotation of a GenBank genome assembly.
AUGGAAACCAUUCGAAGAUCAUGGAAACUUCAAGAGUUCGUCGCACACAAGGCAAAUGUCAACUGUUUAGCAAUGGGACAUAAAUCAAACCAAGUUUUAGCUACUGGAGGUGAUGAUAAAAAAGUUAAUCUCUGGGCUAUAGGAAGACAAAGUUGUUUAAUGAGUUUAAGUGGCCACACUACUCCAGUAGAAUGUGUUUGCUUUGGGCAUUCAGAAGAUUUGGUUUGUGCCGGUUCUCAAACAGGGGCUUUAAAGAUAUGGGAUUUGGAAGCAGCAAAACUUCUUAGAACAUUCACUGGUCAUAAAGGUGCAAUCAAAUGCAUGGACUUUCAUCCAUAUGGUGAUUACCUGACAACGGGAUCUUGUGAUAGCAACAUUAAAUUGUGGGACACCAGGAAGAGAGGAUGCAUUGUGACUUACUCCAGCCAUCGCCUUGCAGUUAACAGUCUUCAGUUUAGCCCAGAUGGACAGUGGAUUGCUUCUGCAUGUGAAGAUGGUUUUGUGAAAGUAUGGGAUGUGCGAGUUGGAAAAGUUUUGCAAGAAUUUAUUGAACACACAUCAGCUGUUACUUGUGUUAAGUUCCAUCCUCAUGAAUUCUUACUGGCUAGUUGUGGCAGUGAUAAGACUGUUAACUUUUGGGAUAUGGAAAAAUUUCAAUUAGUUUCCAAAUUUGAAAAAGAUAAUACUUCUAUAAGACAUAUGACAUUUAGUGAUGAUGGCACUACUUUGCUAGGUUGUGGGAAUGAUGGGUUACAUGUUGUUGGUUGGGAACCAGCAAGAGUAUUAGAUACAGUAUCAGGUCAUUGGGGUCAAAUUCAUGACAUGACUGUUGCUCAAACACAACUUAUUGCAGGAUCUUUUCAUUCAACUUAUGUUGUUUUAUCAGUUGUUGAUUUAAGUAAAGUACAUCCAUUUGGAGGACCACCUCCUAAUGUUCCAACUAUAGUAAGAGAUUUAUCACCGUUUCAAAAAGGCCAUUCUGUCCGCAAAAGUUUCUCAAAAGAAAAACCACCAAAAGAAGUGAUGCACAGGCCAACUCUUCUUGAUGAGAAAACAGCUGAAGAAUCUGCAUCAGGGACUGAAGCUGAUGAAGAUUCAGGUGCUGUUAUUUCAAAUAUUAAUGAUUAUACAGAAAUUUUUCGACCAUCCAGGGCAUUAAACCGCACACCACCUCCAGCAACUAGUUUGUCAUCUGAGGAUUAUGCUGAGCCAGUGGCAGAGUCGUCGCGUAAAUUAGAGGGAACAGUCAAUACCUCCCUACGUAAUCUGAUGCUGGAAGAGUCCCGCCCAGCAGUCGUCUCACUCGCACGUCCGCCGCCGCAGCCCUCCCCGCCGCAACGCCACCGCGCAGAACAAUUCUCACGCAUACCAACCUCAAAGGAACAUUAUGCAGUCCUUGAGAAAAAGACCGAAGUGUUUUCAAGGGUGAUGGAUAACAGUAAAGAUGACAACUCGUAUACAUCAACGAAAGCAGUUAACGAUUUUGCUGCCAAUUCCCUAACACCGUGUUCACUAAACCGUCAUAAUUCAUACAAAGAAUCGAAGACAACUUCUGAGAUGUGUGGAAGUAAUUUACGUCAAAGCAACAGCGAGGUUUCGUUAGGACCACCGUCCUUGGGUCCAAGACGAAGGGUUGACAGCGUCGGUCGAGAAAACGUCCCAAUAAAUCGGAACGUCGAUGACGCGGAAAGAGAGCCGGAGCCAGAAUUUAUACCCUACGCCACCGACAGACCGGUCGGACUGGAUCUAGAGGAGUUUUUGCCCCGCGGGCUGAUCGGGAGCUACGGGCGCGCGGGCGCUCGCGGCGGCGGCGCGGAGCCCAGCGAGCAGGAGGUGCUCGGCGUGAUGAUGCGCGGCCACGACUCCAUGAUGGCCGUCCUGACCGCGCGCCAGCGCGCCCUGCAGAUAUUUCAUUCCGUACGGGUGAAUAAGAGUCUGAAAACUGCACUAGAAUCUGUGAUUGCUCUUGAAGACACGUCUGUAAUUCUAGACAUACUAAACGUAAUGGCGCAUAAACCGUCCCUGUGGAAUUUGGACAUAUGUUUACUAAUGCUGCCCAAAAUAUAUGAUUUGUUACAAAGCAAAUACGAAUCUUACAUGCAGUGCGGGUGCAACGCUUUAAGGUUGAUAGUACGUAACUUCUCGUCGGUGGUUCGGGCCAACGUGAGCGCUCCCGUGCGAACUCUGGGCGUUGACAUACCGAGGGAGGAGCGAUACACUAAAUGUGUGCAGAUCCAUAGACUAUUGCUCGAAGUACGGGCCUUCCUACUCAAAAGACAAACGCUCCAGGGCCGUCUCGGAGCCGCAUUCCGAGAUCUCCACACUCUGAUGCAACAGGGUCUUGAC